AUCUGCCAUGAGUUACUUCCCCUCCAAGAAGUCAAACAAACCGCAAAUCUGCAUAGAAGCUUCUUUAAAUUACAUACAUACUUUUAUUUUUAUUUCAUUUAAACCCUUUUGUAUUGACUAAUUAAAGGUUUAGCUUCUUGGAUCUGGUCUUCUACAGCCAUCAUUUAAAUAAGUGUCUGCUCCUCUCUUUCAUCUCUAUAUUUUCCGGUUCACAAGAAAACACAAAAACCAAUCCAAAAAAGUUAAUUUUAUACAGUUUUUUAGCUCUGUUUAAUGAAAUGUUGAGUCCAUUCAUCUGUGGAAGUUUUAAUAAUCAAGAAUUAGCUGAGGACGAUCGUGAUUCUUUGAGCAGUAGUAAUGGCAGCCCGUGUACUACUCCAAGAAAAUCAAGAAAAGCCAGCUACAAAGAUAGCAAGAACCCGUAUUCGACUCGCGGCCUCGACAAAUUCUCUGCACUUUUAGCUGAGCUUGAAGAGAAGAGACAGAAGAUUUACUCUCAAGUUGGUUCUGAAGAUAUAUCAUUCGUCCGUUUCGUAUAUUCGAGCUCGAACGAUGUCGUUCCUAUCGUCGUUAAAAUGAAAGAUCAGCACAAAGAACAAAUCAAGACUGGUGGGGAUAAAAAUGAGAUCAAAGACAAGCAAAGAGCUAGUAAUUAUUCUACGGAGACGAUAAAAGUUGACGGGUUCGUUAAUUCUGAUAACAAAGAAUUAGCCAAUGAGCAAUCAAGAUUACAAGUUGAUAAAAUUACAGAUAAGAAGAAGAAGAAGGUGACGUGGAACUUGAAGAUGCAUAAAUGGAGACGGCCGUCUUAUUAUAUGCCGAUUUUUAUAAUCUUGAUAUUGGUUUUCCUUGCUUUUUUUGGAAGAUCAGUGGCCAUACUGUGUACAUCUAUUGGCUGGUAUUUAGUUCCUACGUUCAGUUCAAAAUGUUCAUCUGCUUCAGCUUCAAAACCAGUAAAGAAGAAGCAACUUAUCAGAAGAUUCAGUGAAAUUUCUCAUGCGAGCAAGAAUAAUAUUGAUACUGCAAAAGUUAUUAAAUCAUCCCAUUGCCGUCAAAAUAGCUUGUGAAAUAUAAUUUGAUUUUCUUGUUUCUUUCGUGUAUAUUUCUUUUAGUUUUUUUUUUUUGUGUGGAUAGUUGUAAAUUAAAAGGAAUUUUUGGAUUUUCAAAGUUUGGUUGGAGUUGAAAAUUCAAUCUCUUUCCCUUGACAUGUUCAUAAAUGUAAGUUAUGUGUUGGAAUAAGAUUUUGUUGUACAGUGCCCA
Messenger RNA from Mercurialis annua (annual mercury), 1260 nucleotides. RefSeq lists its product as uncharacterized. The record is from RefSeq and is a predicted model, not a curated record. Bases 279 to 1067 code for a protein of 262 amino acids. NCBI's taxonomy places the organism in Eukaryota, Viridiplantae, Streptophyta, Magnoliopsida, Malpighiales, Euphorbiaceae. The transcript has a single exon.